UUUAAUCGCCUUACCAUUCACAGCUCUUCUGUAAUCUCAUUCAUCAUUUCGAUAGGUCUACCAAAAAACCCAAAAGGUUUCGAAGAAAAUGUCGGGAAGAGGAAAGGGAGGUAAGGGGCUUGGAAAGGGAGGAGCCAAGAGGCAUAGGAAGGUUUUGAGGGAUAACAUCCAGGGAAUCACUAAGCCCGCCAUUCGCCGUCUGGCUCGUAGAGGAGGUGUGAAGAGGAUCAGCGGCUUGAUCUAUGAAGAAACCAGAGGAGUCUUGAAGAUUUUCUUGGAGAACGUGAUUCGCGAUGCUGUGACAUACACUGAGCACGCAAGAAGGAAGACUGUUACUGCCAUGGAUGUUGUUUACGCAUUGAAGAGGCAGGGCAGGACUCUCUAUGGCUUUGGUGGUUAAGAUUCUGUACUCUUUAGUAUAGAUUUAGCUUUGGCAUUAUUAAGUUUGUCAAUUGUACAUCUUGGCUAUAGAUCUUGCCUUUAUGUGAUUGUUUCAGUUCCCUUGUUGAUGUUCUUGUAAUCUGUAAUCUUGAAUAUGGGCGAUGGAUUUCCUUCAUCAAGCCUUUGCGCGCUUUUCCAUUUUUAA
Molecule: messenger RNA, 586 nt
Organism: Theobroma cacao (cacao)
Lineage: Eukaryota; Viridiplantae; Streptophyta; Magnoliopsida; Malvales; Malvaceae
Product: histone H4
Cellular component (GO): nucleosome
Molecular function (GO): protein heterodimerization activity; structural constituent of chromatin; DNA binding
Source: RefSeq, a predicted model, not a curated record